Syngnathus typhle (broad-nosed pipefish) is the source of this 2101-nucleotide messenger RNA. RefSeq names its product IMP (inosine 5'-monophosphate) dehydrogenase 2 (gene impdh2). Gene Ontology annotation, molecular function: IMP dehydrogenase activity. The transcript is spliced from 14 exons. Gene Ontology annotation, cellular component: cytoplasm. NCBI's taxonomy places the organism in Eukaryota, Metazoa, Chordata, Actinopteri, Syngnathiformes, Syngnathidae. Bases 250 to 1797 code for a protein of 515 amino acids. Gene Ontology annotation, biological process: GTP biosynthetic process. The record is from RefSeq and is a predicted model, not a curated record.
GAGCGGACGUGACGUCAUUAGACGUGGUCGGAGGGAGCACAUGGUGACUCGCAAUGUUCGAGUGGGCUUGAACCGCUAGUUUGACGUCCAUUCGAAGCUGCUUUGACACUUGGACCGCGCUCACUGAAAAGGGAGGUCAAGAAUAAAGUUUUUGGUCAUUACCCACGCGGUCUCUGUGUACAUAGCGUCGCUAUUUUUUUAUUUCGUAAUUCACAAGUGCAUAGAGCCGUGAAGGUGCCAUUGGAUCUCAUGGCAGAAUACCUUAUUGGCGGAGGAACCGGCGAUAAUGUCCCAGAGGACGGACUGACGGGCCAGCAGUUGGUAAACAAAGGUGAUGGACUCACAUACAACGACUUCCUCAUUCUGCCGGGCUACAUUGACUUCACGGCAGAUCAAGUGGACCUGACCUCAUCGCUUACCAAACAAAUCACAAUGAAAACUCCCUUUGUGUCUACCCCCAUGGACACAGUCACUGAGGCCAGCAUGGCCAUCGCUAUGGCAUUAACAGGUGGCAUCGGCUUCGUCCACCACAACUGUACGCCAGAAUUCCAGGCCAAUGAAGUCCGGAAAGUCAAGAGGUACGAGCAAGGCUUCAUCACAGACCCGGUGGUGAUGAGCCCUCAGCACUUGGUGCGCGACGUCUUCCAGGCCAAGGCCCGCCACGGCUUCUGCGGUAUUCCCAUCACUGAUGACGGCAAAAUGGGGAGCAAACUGGUUGGCAUCAUCUCUUCGAGGGACAUCGAUUUUCUCAAGGCGGAGGAACACAACCUGCCUCUCAGUAAGGUUAUGACAAAGCGAGAGGAUCUCGUUAUUGCUCCUGCUGGCGUGACACUGAAACAAGCCAAUGAAAUCCUGCAACGGAGUAAGAAAGGCAAACUUCCCAUCGUUAAUGAAGACGGCUGCCUGGUGUCCAUCAUUGCCCGAACUGACCUUAAGAAAAACAGAGACUUCCCUCUAGCCUCCAAAGACUCUAGAAAACAGCUGCUAUGUGGUGCAGCCAUCGGCACACAUAAUGAUGACAAAUACCGCCUUGAUCUGUUGGUGCAGAGCGGCGUGGAUGUGAUUGUACUGGAUUCUUCUCAGGGUAACUCAAUAUUCCAAAUCAACAUGAUCAAAUAUAUCAAAGAGAAGUACCCUGCCCUGCAAGUCAUUGGUGGCAAUGUGGUGACCACUGCUCAAGCUAAAAACUUGAUUGACGCAGGAGUGGAUGGACUAAGAGUCGGGAUGGGCAGCGGCUCCAUUUGCAUCACACAGGAAGUUCUGGCCUGCGGCAGAUCUCAAGGCACAGCAGUCUAUAAGGUGUCCGAGUACGCCAGACACUUUGGUGUGCCCGUCAUCGCCGAUGGUGGCAUUCAGACUGUGGGACACAUCGCCAAAGCCCUGGCACUUGGCGCAUCCACAGUGAUGAUGGGCUCUCUGCUGGCUGCCACCAACGAAGCUCCUGGUGAAUAUUUCUUCUCAGAUGGCAUCAGGCUAAAAAAAUACCGUGGCAUGGGCUCUCUGGAUGCCAUGGACAAAAACCUGGGGUCCCAGACGAGAUACUUCAGUGAAAGUGACAAGAUCAAAGUUGCUCAGGGUGUUUCGGGAGCUGUGCAGGACAAAGGUUCCAUCCACAAGUUUGUGCCCUACCUGUUGGCUGGCAUUCAACACUCCUGUCAGGAUAUCGGCACCAAGAGUCUCACUCAGCUCCGAGACAUGAUGUACAGCGGAAGCCUGCGAUUUGAAAAGAGGACAGCAUCGGCUCAAAUGGAGGGUGGCGUCCACAGUCUACACAGUUAUGAGAAGCGUCUGUUUUGAAGAACCUUCAGCUGGAGACAGUCCUUCCUACGUUAUGAUGGCAAAACUCUCCAGGUUUUUUUUGCCAUAUUCUAUUCAUAUUGUCACACUCGCACUUGUGCACAUAUGCAUGACCUCAAAGCAUUUCUAUUCAUCAAGUCUUCCAGUUAAUUAGUGUCUUCUAUGCAUCCUGGAAUAAUGUGUCAAGGACAACGAAGCCUUAUGAGUAAGUGAUCUCUAAUGCCUUCCAUGUUGUUAUAGAAAGUGUCCACUAUAUGGAUGUGUUCAUUUUCAAAGAAUAAAAGUUACACUAUUUUUCACAAAA